AUGUCGCCAACUCGUGCGCAAAGACUCGAGGGUCUUGAACGAAUCGCCUACUGCUCGGAUGUGAAACUGUUUUUUCUUGUGUCCGGGUCGCGCAUGUUCUUGUUGCUGCUGAUGCUCUUCCUUCGCGUUGCACUUCCGCAUAUUUAUGGCACGGAGCUGCUAUGGGACAGCGGGACUUUGCUAUAUGAUGAUAUGAACAGUACGUGGAGUCUGUUAAACUUUCCUCGGAGUUGGGAUGGUGUGCAUUUCUUCCACGUGGCCAAACAUGGGUACUCCCAUGAAAAUGUUUGCGCGUUCUUCCCACUCGUUCCAUUUAUUGUUCGGACAGUUUCAUGGUUAAACGACGUGCUUUUACCGGAAUUUUUGACGGCGGUGCCAGUUACCUUUCAGGUGGCGUUGCUGAAUGUUGCCAUGGGUGGUGCCGCGGCUGUCUGUUUGCGGCGCAUCACCAUCCUUACCCUGCUCAGUGGGUCCCAUGGCGUGGAUUACACCAAUAAAAAGGAUAAAGCAAUGUCAAUGACAUCCGGAACUUGGUUGGACAGCCUUCCGCUGCCGCCUCCGUAUUAUCGGCACGAGGUGACGGUGAAGGAACACUUGAACGCUAGGCUAUGGAAGGAAGUAGGUGCAACAGUGCUGAUGUGGAUGCUAAGUCCUACGGCUGUGUUCAGCGUGGUGCUUUACACGGAAAGUGUUUUCUCCUUUGCAACGUUUCUUGGCGUGUAUAUGCUUAUCGUUUCACCUCAAGGGAAGUGGCGAACUGCUGCUGCUGAGGCAGGGGCCGUGUUGUGCUUCGCCGUGGCAGGUUGUGCUCGAUCCAACGCGACAACAUACAUUGGAUUCGUCCUGUAUCCUGUCUUCUUGCAGGUGUUUUUUUUUGACACCUACAGAAAGCGAUACGCCAAGCGGUAUGGCGUAACCUCUCCAAUUCGUCGGUGGCCGAGCUUAGCAAGAUGUGUGAUUGUGUUGAUUGAGGUGGUUAUCAUCAUUACACCAUAUCUCGGGCUAAACUACUUGUGUUAUAGCCGUUUCGUUCCAUUGUGGGAUGACAUGUCCAGAGCCGCAAUCGGCGGCCGCUUCUGGGCAUUCUACGGUUGGAUGCAAAAGCGGUACUGGAAUGUCGGGUUCCUGCAGUCUUACCGUUGGGGCAAUGCACCGAAUGUACUCAUCAGUGCUCCCAUUAUGUUUUUUACCGUGCGCGGCUUUGUUCUGUUUAUAGUUCAGCCUGCUCUGGCGCGGAGUAUGGAAACUGAGUCAAAUAUUUCAAAAGAAUAUCAAGAACCGAGAAGCGAUUGCCGGGAAGACCGGUGUGGAAAUAAAAAGCAACGCCUGUUUUCAAUUUACAAACUAAUGGAGAACCUUGUUCAGUCUUCCAACAUCAUCUGUCUUCUCGUGAUUCUCGCUUUUGGCGCCACUAUGGCGCAUGUUAAUGUGGUGAAUCGUCUAGUCAUGUCUUCUCCGGCAUUGUAUUGGCUUUGGGGUCGGCAGUUUGUGUGUGACCCGUGGGGAGGGAACACAGUUGUAAUGGUUCGUAUAUUCCUGCUCUGGAAUUGUAUAGGCGCACUGUUUGUACCAAAUGGCUUGCCAUGGACCUGA
Molecule: messenger RNA, 1593 nt
Organism: Trypanosoma brucei brucei TREU927
Lineage: Eukaryota; Euglenozoa; Kinetoplastea; Trypanosomatida; Trypanosomatidae
Exons: 1
Coding region: 1-1593 (530 amino acids)
Biological process (GO): GPI anchor biosynthetic process
Cellular component (GO): mannosyltransferase complex; endoplasmic reticulum membrane
Molecular function (GO): alpha-1,6-mannosyltransferase activity; GPI mannosyltransferase activity
Source: RefSeq, a predicted model, not a curated record